Molecule: messenger RNA, 483 nt
Organism: Marasmius oreades (fairy-ring Marasmius)
Lineage: Eukaryota; Fungi; Basidiomycota; Agaricomycetes; Agaricales; Marasmiaceae
Exons: 6
Coding region: 1-483 (160 amino acids)
Source: RefSeq, a predicted model, not a curated record
AUGAUGCCCGUGUAUUCGUUAAAGAGGAGGCGGUUGUGGGCGUCAUGGUGGUUACGGCGUGACAUUUUUGGGCGUUGGUUCUGUGCCCACUUAUGCCCACUCAAACGCGUGAAUUCGGUUUUGCACAAUCCAGUACAACAAUCGUGGAACGAUGGCCGCUUCGAACGCGGGCAGACGAACUUUCGUCAGAGGUAUAUCAACCGGAGGAUUCGAUUCCCAAAUUCGAUCGUGAAGAAGGUUAACGAAGCGGCUCUCUCGAAGGAUGUUCUCCACUAUUUCUGCAAGAUCUUAGCAGUGGCUAUGAUUAAGGAUGGCGUACACUACGAACUUAUGGGAAUAAUGCAAGGAAAAGUUAUCGGCAAGACCAUGGUGAUGGAUUCGUCGCAUUACCAGUGCAAAGACGCGUGUAAUGCAAGGAACUCUGCAGCAGAGUAUAUGGUGCAGUAUACCACGGGAAGCGAGAGGGUGAGAAGGCUAGGCUAG